Molecule: messenger RNA, 882 nt
Organism: Cryptomeria japonica (Japanese cedar)
Lineage: Eukaryota; Viridiplantae; Streptophyta; Pinopsida; Cupressales; Cupressaceae
Product: dirigent protein 10-like
Exons: 1
Coding region: 1-882 (293 amino acids)
Source: RefSeq, a predicted model, not a curated record
AUGGCACCGAGGACUAAAGAGUUCCUUUCUCUGAUGCUUCUCAUUGUGUGGGGAAGUUAUGUGAGUGCGGGUAGAAAAUUAUUAACCGAUAGCCCAAAAGUAGAAGAGGAAGGGUCUUCAAGUCCAAAGACUAUCACCUUCUUUAUGCACCACAUAACGGGAGGACCCAACCCAACUGCCAAUCCUGGACUUGGACUUGGAGGAUUUCCCAUUGGCAGUGGUAAUGCCAUCUCUGGCCUGCCAAACCAGCUUGGAAAUAACAUCAACUUCAAUGGCAUUGGGAAUAAGGUUGGGAAUGGGAAUGGUCCUCUCCCGUUAACCAUUCCAAGCGGAGCCAUCAACAAUUCUCCUUUCUUUGGCCAGCUGCCCAUCUCUUCCACCAACGGAGUAGUGCAGGGCAUAGGUUCGCUCAUUCCUGCCCUUGGCUUUAAUGCACCUGGGUUGGGCCUUCAGAACUCUUUUCCCAACACAAAUAUCAUUAAUGGCGGUCUAAAUCCUCAGAAUUCUCUUGGAGGGGUCUCGGGUAUUCCGCUGACUAAUGUGGUUGUGAUUGAGGACACCCUGACAGAAGGGCCUGAUCUACACUCCUCUGAUGUGCUUGGACAGGCGGAGGGAUAUUAUUAUCACUUGCCCAACCCAGCUGAAGAGGAAGAUCCCAAUACAUUGUUGCUCGCUUUUACUGCCAAAUUUGAAGGUUCUGAAUACGAAGGCAGCAGCAUUGAAUUCUCAGGCAAAGACAACAUUGCGUUGCCACACAGGGAGAUCGAAGUAGUGGGAGGGAGCGGGGUGUUCCACGACGCUCAAGGUCAUGCUCUCAUAGAGACAGUUUCCCAAACAGUCGAUGUGACAGUGCUUAAAUUCACCGUCACUCUUAGCUAUUAA